Molecule: messenger RNA, 2658 nt
Organism: Fusarium poae
Lineage: Eukaryota; Fungi; Ascomycota; Sordariomycetes; Hypocreales; Nectriaceae
Exons: 7
Coding region: 1-2658 (885 amino acids)
Biological process (GO): positive regulation of transcription by RNA polymerase II
Cellular component (GO): nucleus
Molecular function (GO): transcription cis-regulatory region binding; DNA-binding transcription factor activity, RNA polymerase II-specific; zinc ion binding
Source: RefSeq, a predicted model, not a curated record
AUGGAACGUCCCUCUCGAGCCGAGCCCGCAAAGCACAAGCGCACGCGAUCAGGAUGUCUCAAUUGCAGACGUAAGAAGCGCAAAUGCGACGAAGCUCGACCCUCCUGCGGUACAUGUCGCCGUCGCAACGAACCCUGCGAAUGGGGCCUCAAGAUUGCCUUCCGGGCUGAGCAUGCCCGGUGCUUGAAUGCACGUCAUCCUUCGAUGCGCAAGAUGGCCCGCAGGAAACCGCCUAAGGAAUUCGAGAUCUUAGAUGUUACGGAUGAAGUUAUCCGUGAUUACAAUGGAGCCGAGACCGAUGAAGGGGAGGAAGAUCGUAGCAACUUUACCAAUAGUUAUGCACAGAGCCGCACACAUGGUCGGUCGAGUCUUGUCGCCACCGAGAGACCAUCAGAUACCAGCUCCAACACAGCAGAUGGCUAUGUAUCUAUCCAAAGACCUCCUAUAAUUGACAUAUCGUCACCUACAUCGCAGCGUCGAACAGACAAUGCUGUUGCCGAUCUGCUCUACUUCAGCCAGAAUGGCCAAUCUCAUCACUCUGUCGAGAUUGACCCUACUAUCCAUGUGUCUAUGGACACAGUUCCGAUUGACAUUAUUACAGAAUAUCCGUACAUCGAUCAACUGCAACCAUUUACACCAGAGGGGGUAUCAGAAGAUGGCAUCUUUCUACCAGGCUCUGCAUAUCACGAAUUGCAUUCGACACUACGGAACCAUCUUAUUCAGGAGACGCGAUCAAUUGCGCCUACAAGGUCGGCCACACCACACAUUGAAGUGGAAGCCGAGCCCGAAGGUGCUACGUUAGACGACACAGAGGUUACACUUCCCAUAAAUGACUUUCAGUCUUCCCAGCCGCCGCUCUUGUCACAACAGGAAGAGUGCGCCCUCUGGAAGAACUACUUUGACGAGAUCGCCCCGUGGCUAGAUAAAUUCGACAGGGACCGACACUUCCAGCAGAUCAUUCCUACCAUGACCAAGGAUAAUGAUCACCUACGAUACUCAAUGCUGGCUCUGUCCGCGCGACAACUCGAGCUCAAGCAUACCCUUGCGACCAGCCGUAGUCUUGCGCUUUAUCAAGAAGCAAUACAUCUGCUGCUCCCACACCUGCCAACGCGUGGAACGGCCGUCAUUGCUACAUGCGUUAUACUCUGCGUGCUGGAGAUGCUGAGCUGUUCUCCGAAAGCGUGGCAACGACAUCUAGAUGGCUGCGCAAGUCUCAUGGAAGCCGUUGGCAUCAACGGUUUCGUCGGAGGUACAGAGCAAGCUCUGUUUUGGUGCUUUGCGCGUAUGGAUAUCUGCGGCGGCCUGAUCUCAUCAGUCAAAACCCUCAUACCUAUCAAUCACUGGGCGUCGAAAACCUCGUCAAUAGAGAACGAUGUAGAGUUGUUCAGGAAUGCUUCGAACUUUGAGGAAUGGGCCAACUAUGCAGUAUAUCUAACCGCUCAAGUCCUUGAUCUAUUAGCGCCCUCUCCAUCAGAACCGACUCGAAACGAAAUCAAAUUCCGUACCAAGUGGCUCAAGUUGUGGAAGUACAUCUGCGAAUGGUACCAGGAACGACCGGCACCUCUAUAUCCUAUCAUGACGAUCCCAUCGAACGAGACAUCACCUUUCCCAACCAUACUCUACUCAAACCCUGCGGCUAUGUCCGGAAACCAAAUGCACCACACUGCAUCGAUUCUCAUGCUUCAAAAUCAACCAGCUAUGAUACGGCUAGGUCAUUCCUCAAAGCCUAGAAGUAUUCUAUGGCAUGCAAGGCAGGUCUGUGGUAUAAAUGAGUCUACUGAGAAAAUAUCAGAAACUUCAGAAACAAGUACAUCUGAAGCAUCGGGGAGUAAGAAGACCGUCGAUCGUGAUGCAAGGACAGCUGAACGCUUGGCAACUUCCGAAAUGAAAAAUGCAGCCAUCAAGAAACUGAUUUCUGAAGAUGGUGGGCCCCUACGAUUCCAGAGACCCUUCGGUUACUUCUGCUUCGGCAAGAAGCAUGAGUAUCGUCUACAUGGCGCUGUCUUUUCAAUGCGUUCGUCUGGCAGCCUAGCACCAGUCUUUGCUUUCCUUCAAAAAGGAAUGAUCCGGAUCCAACGAGAAGGUGUUUUUCAACCUCCCAGGCCAAGACGGUCUAAUCCUCCGGCAGAGAUGUUACGCAAGAUGCGCUUGAAGCUACUCGAGCCGGAAGACCAGUGGCGUGAUCCGUACAUCCUCGCUGUACUUAUAGGUCUUGCACAAUCACAGGCCGAAGACAAGAGUUCUCAUCAAACCAGGUUUCGUCAAAAUCACGUUUUCAAGACUUGUGCUGUGUAUGUUGACGAAGAGAACUCGGAGUUCAUGUACUUCUACAAUGGACAAAUGUCCCUUGCUUUCUUGAGCAAAUUUGAGUAUCCACAAACGCUCCACAAGCCAGCAGGCGCCAUAUCUUCAGAGCUUUCCAUCCGGAUGAAGAAGCUCACCUUCAAGCCAUACUCGACUUUGAAAUCGAGACUUCUUGCAGAAAUUCAAGAGUGCUACAAGGAUGACAAUAACGAACAAAUUGACAAGCAAGGAUCCGCUGAAAAGGGGGCUACUGUGCAGGACAGCGGAGCAAAGUCGCAGCAAAGUCACGCUGAAAAACAAGUUGGUGCCCCUUGUCGGCGCGAUAACCUGGAAAUCCGAAUCCUGCUCGAAUAG